AUUGAAAUUGAAAGUGUGCUUCUCAAGGCAACAUUCUCAGCUUGUACUGGCACCAUACAGGUACAGAUCUUGGCCACUUGAAAUUGCCUUUAUUUUAAUCUUUUCAGUAUUUGUUAACAUGUGCAGCUUAUAAUUAUGUUUAUAUUUUACGAAUCAAAAUGUCACAGAUAGUGAAGAGAUUUUGGGGUUGGUGAGGAGUUACAAUUAAUAAAAUUAAAUGUAUAACUUUUAAAAAAUGCCAUUCAAAGGUUUCCCUAUUCUUGUCCCGUAGUAUUUAUUACAAAAGUCUGAUGGCAUCCUGCACAAGGCGUCCAUUCAGAUGAUGACCUAUGGCACAGGCUCAUGGAUUAAUCCUUUUAAAGAUAAAAGUGGGGCAUACAUUUUUAUGCCUGAUGGACAUGCUGAGGUGAGUAGCACAACAUGAAAUAGUAGAGCAACAUGGAAUAGUAGCGCAACUUGCAAUAGUAGCACAACAUGAAAUAGUAGCACAAUACAGAAUAUUAGCGAAGUGUGUCAAUUCAAUACAAAAAUUUAUUGAGAAUAUAUUCUGUAAUCUUAUCUUCUUUGACCGCUAUGCAGCAGUUAAUUUUGCUUGAAUAAAAUGGUUCCUUGAGUUAUCAUAUUAAAAAAUUAAGUAUGGUGCAUUCUCAAUAUUAAAAAUAAAUGCAACAAAGUAGAAAAGGAAAUCAAAAAGAAUUGUUCCCUAAUUUUUCUGUGAAUCUCCGAUGAGCUAUUAUUCUUAAAUUAUAAUAAUGACUUUUGCCUCCAUAUUCCAGGAUUUGGAGUCCCUGUACCCAAGUAUUAUUGUAUUCAAAGGUCCUAUAAUGUCCUCGGUCACCUCCGAGCUGCCUGGUGUCCAACAUUCCACAACUCUAUACCACACAGCAGGUGAAUCAAGGUUUCAUCUAACUCGGUUGUAAUUUUGUUGAAGUAGCAUCGCCUUUUGUUAUGACUUACUAAAAUAAACAACCAUUUCUAUUUCAUACAUUAAUUGUCACAGAGUAGAACUUAUUAUCCUUUGAAGACUGUGUGACCUUAGUUUUAUUUAUGAUCAGGUCCAAUUGGAGCUGGGGUUCAUAUUGACAACUUGGUUGACUUGACAAACUCAUCAUGGGCAAACAAGGAACUGGUUAUGAGAAUAGAGACUGAUGUGUCCAGUCGGGACACAUCUUUGUGUGUCGAUCUCAAUGGCUAUCAGGUACCGGUACAAAAAAUAAAUAGAUCAAUUUCACUAAUUUAAAUGGUCUAGUUAGGGCUCGUGAAGUUAAAUAUUCUAAAUUGCUUUUUGUUUAUCAAGUCCAUUUGAAAUGGGAUUAUCUCACAGCUGAAACGAUUAUUCUUCCUCAGCUUAAUUUGUUAUAGCAUUUCUAUUAACUAUUAAAUAAAGUUUCAAUUAUAAAUAACAUUCAUUAAAAUAACACUAAUUUUUUUAUGGGGCUUUCUUGAGAAUAUCUUAAAAUAGUAACUCAUUUCUUAUAGAUCAAGUGUUAACUUUUACGUUUUUAUGUAAAAUAUUCUUUUGAGAAUGAGACUGGAAUAUUUUUUUUAUAAUCUUUCAAAUAUGGUAAUUGGUUCUAACCUGGAAAUUAAAAAUUAAAAAUUUUGGUGUUGUCGUAACCACUUAGAAUGUCCUCAUAAUAUUUCUGUUAAGGUGUUCAAAGAUGGUGGAUCAAGAGAAUACGUAGGACCAAUAUUGGUGCUUUCAAAUUUCUUUUUUGACUCUUAUAUAGGAAAUGUUGCCCUUGUAGAUAUUUUCUCCUCUUUCUGAUUUUGUAGAUAUUCAUAGUAUUUUAAGUUUUUUUCUGGAGUCAAAUGAUUGGACCUUAAUAAAAUAAAAGCUUUAUUUAAUGACUUACUUAACCUCAUGGGAUUGUUUUCUCUUUUUUUUUAGAUGCACAGAAAGAAAUGGCGAUCCAAGUUUUUAAUCCAAGGAAACUUUCAUCCAGUAACUUCCAUGGCAUUUAUGGAAGAUGACAAAAAGAAUCGGAUGUCAUUACUCACAGCCCAGCCUCAUGGUGUUGCCUCCCUUAGGCCAGGUAGACAAAUUUAA
This is a messenger RNA of Lymnaea stagnalis (great pond snail), 2050 nucleotides long. NCBI's taxonomy places the organism in Eukaryota, Metazoa, Mollusca, Gastropoda, Lymnaeidae. The record is from the annotation of a GenBank genome assembly.